Amoebophrya sp. A120 is the source of this 984-nucleotide messenger RNA. Lineage: Eukaryota; Dinophyceae; Syndiniales; Amoebophryaceae. The record is from the annotation of a GenBank genome assembly.
UGUUGUCGUAGGAUGCUCUCGUAAUUCUCUUGGAUCAAAAUGAGAUGUACACGAGGAUUAACGAAGAUCACGAUUGAUCGAGAAACCUAAACCGCGAAGCGAUCUCCACUUCGAACAUACUGUCUUGGAUUUUCCUGCUCCGAUCACGUGGAUCCCUAACUUGCAUUCUAAAUUUUGCAGCAAUUUGCAGAUGAAUUCGAGAUCCGCUCCGACACGGGCGGAAACGCUCAUACUAAAAGAUCCAUAAACUCACGAGAAAGUAAAGAAGAUGUGGUCAUUCCAAAUUUAAAAUCUGAUGCGAAUAUAUCCACUCACUUUUUGAUGCUUUGUUUCCACCGCGCAACUAAUUUUGAUGUUUUGUUUCCACCUUUCUUUCUCUCAGGGACCUAUUCCGGGUAUAUUGGGGGCAGUGCUAUUUGUAGCGUAGUUCUCGAACCAGAAAACCAAAAAAAUGGCUCGCCGCACGAAGAAAGUCGGAAUCACCGGUAGGUACGGUACCCGCUACGGUGCCACCCUGCGUAAGUUGGUGAAGCGCGUCGAGGUGCAGCAGCGCUCCAAGUACCUGUGCCCGCACUGCGGUAAGACUGCCGUCAAGAGGAAGGCUGCUGGUAUAAUUGUUUAUCUUUUUCGCAUUUUUGCUACGCUAGUUGUUUUUCUCCUUCAUAGUACCCAUUCCACCUGAUGUUCGCUUCAGGAGGCCACUGUUUUGAUUGGUUCUUUGGAUCUUCUGCUAUCAAAAUUCUAAAUCUGUAACAAACUGGUAAUGAAAAUGCACGAACAGGUAUCUGGUCCUGCAAGCCGUGCGGUCGUGUGUACGCCGGAGGAUGCUGGCAGUUCAGCACGGCUGCCGCCGCGUCCGUUCAGGCCACUAUCCAGAACUUGAAGUCCAAGUAAAAUGCCGGGAUGAUGAACCGACGAGAAGGUUAGAAACAGCACACUGGAAGACUGACUAACGGUUACUCGCCUGCUUUUUGGUACCCUGGA